AAAUUAAACAAUUGCAGACUAAAAAACUGAAAUAGAAAAUACCAACACAGAGCAGACACUGGUAUAUGUUCUUCUUCUUCUUCUUCUUCCGACGAGAGAAAGAGAGGGAACAAUGGCGGAAUCAGAUAAGUCAAUCCGAAACACGAAGAUGAACCCCAUCGAUCACCUUCCCCUCUGUCUCCUCAGAUCCGACACGGUCCCACCUGCCCCUACCUUAUCCGAAUCAACCGUCGAUUUCCUCCCUCACUUCUCCGGCUACUCUUGGAUCGCCUACGCCGCUUCUUCUCUCCUCGUUGUCUCCCACUUUCCUUCUCCUAUUUCCCCUUAUCAAUCCCGCAUCGGCCCCAUUUUCCGCCAAUCUUUUCAGGUCUCAGCCGAUCCCCUCGCUGCCGUCGCUUGGUCCCCUCGCUCACCCUCCUCCGGCGACCUUGCCGCCGCUGCCGAUAACUGCAUAUGCCUUUUCCACCACAAGUCCACCGCUGCCAAAGGUUCUUUUUGUUGGAGCCAGAAUGCAGUGCUUGUACAACAUACGAAAGUUGCAAACAUCAAAUGGACAGGAUCAGGAGAUGGAAUCAUUUCUGUUGGAAUGGAGGUGGUUUUCUGGAAAAAGAGCAACAAAUGUUGGGAGGUUGCUUGGAAGUUUAAGGCAGAUCAACCCCAAACUCUUGUUUCUGCAACGUGGUCUAUUGAGGGCCCUUCAGCAACUGCAGCACAUCCUAGUAAAGAACAGAUUGAAGGGGCCUUGACCAAUGAGGAAAGCAAAUGUGUGGUAGUAUGUCAAAGCAACGGACUAUCUGAAUAUUCAAAAGUCAAGCUACAUCAUCCCCUACCUGUUGUAAUGAUUCAAUGGAGACCAUCGAGAGAGAAGUUAUCAAACAGAUACGGUAAGUGUUCAGUAAGGCAUGUAUUGUUGACUUGCAGCUUAGAUGGGACUGCAAGGUUAUGGAGUGAAAUUAAUAAUGGAAAGGCCAGGAGAGUUGGGAAGGACAUCAAUGAUCAGAAAAAUGCUGGUUCCUCCUUUUGUGUUGUUGCUGUUAUUGAGAUUAAUCAGACGUUAAAUGGAACUCUUGGUUCAGAUAUAUUUGUGAGAUGGGGGGCAGAAUUCGAGGGAAUAUGUAGAACUGGUGAAGAGUCCAAACAAGUUUUUUCCAAACAAUUUGAGUAUGAUGUCAGAAAUUGUGAUUGGAUAGUUGGGUUUGGUCCUGGAAUGUUGCUUAGCUUUUGGGCUGUCCACUGUCUUGAUGAUGUUUCCCCACUGAGAUUUCCCCGAGUUACGUUAUGGAAGAGGCAUGAACUCCAAAACCAUGACAUAGCAAAUGUAUACAAGUUUAACUCAUCUGAUUUUAAAAAUGCGAUAUUUCUUCAAAAGGUUAUUUUAAUGAGAAAUUGCCUUUCUGGUCCACCUAUUAUAUGCUCAACACUUCAGCUAUUGUCUUGUAAUUCCUUAGUUUGGUCAAAUUUCCGUAUUUUAACAAUACAUGAUGCUGUGGAGAACUCCAUUGAUAAUGCUAACACAGAUAACAUUUCCCCCUAUUUGACUGGUGGUGUUUUGAACUUAGAUGGUCAUAGUGGGAAAAUCUUAAAGGUUUCAAUUCAUCCUUAUACAUGCAAAGUUCAAUUUGCUGCUUCUCUGGAUUCUAAUGGACUGCUUCUUUUUUGGUCACUUUCUAACAUUUCAAACUGCAUUUUGGGAUGUCCAACUUUGGUUCCUACUAUGGAACUCUGUGGAAAGCUUGCCACUCAAGACUCAUGCUCCUUGUACACAAGCUUGACAUGGGCACCUUCGAUACUUGGUGACAAACUGUUUUUUUUUAUGGGACAUACCCGGGGAAUUGAUUGCUUCAUUGUCAGUAUUUGUCGAACUGAAGAGGAAAACAUAGAAUGUCACUACUUAUGCACUAUUCCUUUCAAUGGUCAUGGUCCUUAUGAAGACGGGCCUUUUGAUAUCUUCACAAUUCCUUUGAACUCCACCCGUGACAAAACUUUUUGCAGCAGUAAACUUAUGCUGUUGGCAGUAUGGAUGGGGAGAUUUCAGGCCCUAUCAUGGGAAGUUAGCUUGCACUCAGUUGACAUGUUGACAAACAGUUGUGAAUGCAAUUUUGAUGCUAAAAGCAUUGAUGACUGUAGUGUUUGGGCGUUUGAAAGUACAUUUGCUGAUAAAAAAUAUUACGUUACUGUAAAUCCAUGUUCAUGUGAGUUUCCAAGUUCCAACGAUCUAGUUACUAGUUUCGCUGUGGCUAAUCCAGGCACUGUAAGCCAUAUACAACAAGAGUUUGCCUUUGCAAAUGAUCUUUGUAGUAACUAUCCUACAUACAUUAUGGUCACAGGGUCCUCCGAUGGCAUCUUGAAACUCUGGAAAAGUAUACCAGGGAACUCAUUGACACAACACUUGCCAUGGGAGCUUGUGGGUGUGCUUGUUGCACAUGAUGGUCCCAUCAAGGGUAUAUGUUUCUCUGAUUGUGGUGAGAAGAUUGCCACGAUUGGUCAUGAGAGCAAUUCCAAUGCUAUCAAUUCCAUACAUAUAUGGGAUGCUGUACCAUUAACCAGUGCAGGGACUUUUAUUUUGGAGGAUAAAAUAAAGACUGAUAGUGAUGUUAUUGCUCUAAGGUGGUUAACUUUAGGAACCGGGGAGUUAUUGCUUGGAGUUUGUUUGCAUAAUGAAUUGCAAAUAUAUGCUCCCAAGCGUUGUAUUGGUACAACUUUGUCAAACUCUGUAAAUUUUCCAAAAAUGAAUAUAUGGGUUCGCAUUGCAUUUGCUCACACUUCCAUUCCAAUUUAUGAUUUCUUAUGGGGACCUAGAGCUGCAGCAGUGAUGAUUCAUAGAAAUUACUUUAGUAUAUUUAGUCAUUGGUUGUUCCACAUGGAUAAAAAGCAAGGGAGUAAUUUUAAUCCUUGUGAUUCAAAGCCUAAUGCUUAUAAUUGUGAGGAUGAAAUAUAUGAAGACAUACUUUCUGCGGUUUUUACUGAACACAUUGGUGCUUUCAUAGAACAGACAGAUGGAGACAGUCAAGUAGAUUUUAAUUCUGUGGAGUCCAUAAAAAAAAUCAAUAUGAAGGACAAUUCCAGUAGCUUGUUUUUGGCCAAGGAACAAUUGAAAUUUGAACUUCUAACCAAGGUUGGUUUAUGGAGCAUCUUAGAAGUAACUGAGAUAAUCAGUGGACCGUUGCCUACAUAUCACCCUGAUGUACUACUUACUAAUAUCAGUUCAGGAAAAUGGAAACGUGCUUAUGUAGCUGUGAGACAUCUUGUUGAAGGGCUGACUUCUACAUAUGAUCCUAAAAGGAGACACAUCCCUAAAAGAAUUUGUCUUCCAAAUAUUGUAUUAUCUAAUUAUCUCGAAGGGUGUAUAUCAAAAGGUUCCCAGGGUAAGGGAUUUCAAUGGGGUGGGGAUUCGGCAUCAAUCACAUCAAUUUCACAGGCUCAAAGUAGCUUGUUCCCAUUUCCAUAUCAUUCAGGCUCCAAUGGUGAAAAUGAUAGCAUUUUCUCAACAAAAUCUGAGCUUAAUGGCUUUAUUGAAUCUCUGGAGAAAUUUCCUGAUUUACCACUUUUGAUUGGCGUAGAGAAGACACAGAUUCUUGCAAUUAUUGAUCUUCUUAAUGAAGUUAGUAGUGCACACUCAUCGUCUGCAUAUCAGAGUCUUGAUGAACCUGGGCGAAGGUAUUCAUGAUCAUAUUUAACAUUUGUGUGCUUUCUUGUUAUAUUUUCUUUUUGUCCUUU
Messenger RNA from Vigna radiata var. radiata (mung bean), 3717 nucleotides. RefSeq lists its product as uncharacterized. The transcript has 3 exons. Lineage: Eukaryota; Viridiplantae; Streptophyta; Magnoliopsida; Fabales; Fabaceae. Gene Ontology annotation, molecular function: protein binding. Gene Ontology annotation, cellular component: RAVE complex. Bases 113 to 3667 code for a protein of 1184 amino acids. Gene Ontology annotation, biological process: vacuolar acidification. The record is from RefSeq and is a predicted model, not a curated record.